UUUUCCGAAAUUGUGUUUUCUCUGGUGAAACUGAAUCCUCCAGCUGUGAUGUCCCAGGCGCCGCCUCCCUCUGUGCCCCUGCCCUGCCCUGAGCAGUCUGCCGCGCCGUCUGCAGUCCCGAACUACUCUGCAGGUCACCAGCCCUGAAGAUGAAGGUUUGGCUGCUGCUCGGACUUCUGUUGGUGCACGAAGCUCUGGAAGAUGUUGCUGGUCAACAUCUUGCCAAGAACAAGCGUCCAAAGGAGCAAGGAGAAAACAGGAUCAAACCUACCAACAAAAAGGCCAAACCCAAGAUUCCUAAAAUAAAGGACAGGGACUCAGCUGACGCAACAGCAAAGAGCCAGUCUAUCAUGAUGCAAGCAAUGGACAAAGGUCGCUUCCAGAAGCCUGCUGCCACCAUGAGUCUGAUGGCAGGGCAAACUGUAGAGCUCCGAUGUAAAGGAAGCAAAGUGGAGUGGAGUUACCCCGCAUACCUGGACACCUUCAAGGACUCCCGCCUCAGCGUGAAACAAAAUCAACGCUAUGGACAACUGACUCUGGUCAACUCUACUGCAGCCGACACGGGUGAAUUCAGCUGCUGGGAGCUACUGUGCAAUGGCUACAUCUGCAGAAGGGACGAGACCAGAACAGGAUCCACCUAUAUCUUCUUCGCAGAGAAAGGAGAGCUGUUUGUCCCUUCUCCCAGUUACUUUGAUGUCGUCUACCUAAACCGGAACAGACAGGCUGUGGUUCCUUGCAGAGUGACAGCGCCAUCAGCCAAAGUCACGCUUCACAGGGAGUUUCCCGCCAGAGAAAUCCCUGCCAAUGGGACAGACAUUAUUUAUGACGUGAAGAGAGGCUUUGUGUACCUCGAGCCUCAUUCUGAUCACCAGGGGGUGGUCUACUGCAAAGCCCAAGCUGGGGACAAGUCUCAGAUCUCCGUCAAGUACCAGCUGCUCUAUGUAGAGGUUCCCAGUGGCCCUCCAUCAACCACCAUCGUGGCCUCUUCCAACAAAGUGAAAGGCGGGGAUGACAUCAGUGUACUCUGUACUGUCCUGGGGGAGCCUGAUGUUGAGGUAGAAUUCCGAUGGAUCUUUCCUGGACAGAAGGAUGAGAGGCCUGUGACCAUUCAAGACACUUGGAGACUGAUCCACAGAGGGCUGGGACAUACCACAAGAAUCUCCCAGAGUGUCAUUACCAUUGAAGACUUUGAGACCAUUGAUGCAGGCUAUUACAUAUGCACGGCUCAGAAUCUCCAGGGACAGACUACAGUAGCUACCACUGUUGAGUUUUCCUGACUUGGAAAGGCAAGUACAGUGAACUGAUGGGAUGCCCAUCUACAUACACAGCUUCAAGGUGCUUUUGGGGGUGUGUGCGCGUGUGUGCGUGCUUUGUGGGAGGCCAACCUCUGCCUGUGGGUCAGACAGACAUCCAAAUUAAAAGGAAGUCAUUAGUCUAUUAACAGUGUUAACUUUUCUGUUCUUUAACAGAAAGUGUGAAUUUUGAUUACUUACAGACAUGUUUCUAGUUUUUUAUACCAAGAAAACAUGUCAACUUUGUAUUAAUCACUUAUAAAAAAAAUUAAAUAAUAAA
This is a messenger RNA of Acomys russatus (golden spiny mouse), 1572 nucleotides long. RefSeq names its product platelet derived growth factor receptor like (gene Pdgfrl). The transcript is spliced from 6 exons. Bases 150 to 1277 code for a protein of 375 amino acids. The record is from RefSeq and is a predicted model, not a curated record. Lineage: Eukaryota; Metazoa; Chordata; Mammalia; Rodentia; Muridae.